GACCUGCUACCAGCGGAUGGGAUCCUGCUUCAAAGUAACGAUCUGAAGAUCGACGAGUCGUCCUUGACCGGCGAAUCAGACCUCAUUUCGAAAAAUGUGGACUCCGAUCCCGUUCUCCUUUCAGGAACAUACGCAAUGGAAGGAAGUGGUCGCAUGCUGGUUACUGCAGUUGGUGUUAAUUCCCAAACCGGUAUCAUCAUGACACUGCUCGGCUCCGGUAAGAAUGUGGACGUCGAUGGUGAUUCGUCCUCUAAAAGUAAUUGCUUCAGUUAA
Messenger RNA from Anisakis simplex (herring worm), 273 nucleotides. NCBI's taxonomy places the organism in Eukaryota, Metazoa, Nematoda, Chromadorea, Rhabditida, Anisakidae. The record is from the annotation of a GenBank genome assembly.